Solanum dulcamara is the source of this 1933-nucleotide messenger RNA. RefSeq names its product protein disulfide-isomerase 5-2-like. Gene Ontology annotation, molecular function: protein disulfide isomerase activity. Bases 461 to 1564 code for a protein of 367 amino acids. The record is from RefSeq and is a predicted model, not a curated record. The transcript has 6 exons. Gene Ontology annotation, biological process: protein folding; response to endoplasmic reticulum stress. Gene Ontology annotation, cellular component: endoplasmic reticulum. NCBI's taxonomy places the organism in Eukaryota, Viridiplantae, Streptophyta, Magnoliopsida, Solanales, Solanaceae.
CUUCGAUUAUAUCUUCGUCGAUUUCUAUGCUCCUUGGUGUGGUCACUGCAAACGUCUUUCUCCUGAGAAAGAAGCUGUUUUCCAUGAGCAACAAAGUUCAAGUGGCUGAGGAAAACACUGCUGGGGGGCUGAUCUUAGCUGCUGGAUUAGCUUGUUUAUGGUCACUAGUGAGGAAUUACUCAUUCUGUUACUUCUUGUGACUUUAUUUUCUCUUGUGGUACUGGUCAAAUGCUUCCUCACCAGAAUUUGUAAGGUUCAUAUGCAAAGUCAAUUAUCCAAUCAAGAGAGAGAAAAAAAAAGAGUUCUGCAAUACCUUGGAAAGCAAGUCAUUCCCCAAUACAUAAAGUGGAGAAGAAAAUGGGAGCACUAGAGGAUAGUGAGAUCGAAAAAGGAUAUAUUGAUUAAAUGUCAAGGCUUAGAGUAAUCGUGCAAAGGAAGUUCAUUGGUGUCAGACAAUAUCAUGAUAUGUCAUUUGGACAAAGCGUCUGUCAAUCUUGCUGUAUUGAAGCAGCCAGUUGUAAUUGCAAAAGUAGAUGCUGACAAAUACAGUCGUCUUGCUUCUAAAUAUGAAAUUGAUGGAUUUCCUACUUUGAAGAUAUUCAUGCAUGGAGUUCCAACAGAUUAUUAUGGACCAAGAAAGGCAGAUUUACUUGUGAGAUUUUUGAAGAAGUUUGUCGCUUCUGAUGUGGCCAUACUCAAUUCUGACUCUGCAAUUAGUGAAUUUAUUGAAGAAGCUGGCAAAAAUUUUCCUAUAUUCAUAGGCUUUGGUUUGAGUGAGUCUGUCAUAUCACAUUUGGCGGUGAAAUACAAGAAAAAUGCAUGGUUUUCUGUGGCAAAAGAUUUCUCGGAUAAAACAAUGGAAUUCUAUGAUUUUGACAAAGUACCUGCAUUGGUAGCCCUUCAUCUGAGCUAUAAUGAACAGAGCAUAUUUUAUGGCCCCUUUGAAGAGAAGUUCCUUGAGGAUUAUAUCAAACAGAGCUUGCUCCCUCUGGUUUUACCUAUUAAUCAAGAUUCUCUGAAGUCGUUGAAAGACGACAAGAGGAAAAUUGUUCUAACAAUUGUGGAAGAUGAGAAUGAUGAGAGGUCAAAAGGACUAGUAAAACUCUUGAAAGCUGCUGCAUCUGCGAACCGUGACUUGGUGUUUGCUUUUGUUGGGUUCAAGCAGUGGCAAGACUUUGCCGAGUCAUUUGAUGUAUCUAAGAAAAUUAAUCUACCAAUGAUGAUUGUAUGGGACGGAGACGAGGAGUAUUUUUCAGUCAUCGGCUCAGACAGUGUUGAAGAUGAAGAUCAGGGGUCCCAAAUUACGCGGUUUCUUAAAGGCUACAGGGAAGGAAGUGUUAUACAGAAACACAUCACUUCAGAUGCUUACAAGGCUUUCAGAAACUCAAUGUAUAUGAUCGGAGCACUUAUCCUUGUUCUCGUUGUGAUACUGGUGGUGACGAUCAUGCAGUCUGUGAAAGAGGAGCCCUCAAAAGAGCAUGUUGAUCAUCCAGGGAGCUCUACAUCUCCAUCAGAAGCCAGAGAAGCACUUUGUCCUGGCGAUAAAGAAGAAAAGAUAGAUUAAGUUCACUUUUUGGAACAUUAAUUUCAGUCUCACAGAAAUAAAUAGCUUGAGAAAUUUUUGACAAGAUGAGCAAUUGACAUGGCAGCCUCAGAGAGAUGUUUUAAGUUUCAGAUCCAUAAUUUAUCAUAAGCAAAUACACGAACAGCUAUACUUGUAGAAUUGCUUUGUAGGAUACUCUGCAUCCACUGAUGGGAAAGGAAUGCUUUAGUGAAAGGAUUGGUGAUUUAUUUAUUAUUGAAGUUGUAAGGACAAAUUUUACUUUGUCUUGUGUAUAAUAUGAAUUAGAAAAACAAAACACGAGAAUGUUACUUUGUUUUAUUCUUAUACAUAAUAUAUGUUGUUAAAUCCCGCAGCAUGUUGAAAGCAAAA